Messenger RNA from Capsella rubella, 1132 nucleotides. Its product is annotated as zinc transporter 3. Bases 1 to 1023 code for a protein of 340 amino acids. The transcript has 3 exons. Gene Ontology annotation, biological process: zinc ion transmembrane transport. Gene Ontology annotation, cellular component: plasma membrane. The record is from RefSeq and is a predicted model, not a curated record. Gene Ontology annotation, molecular function: zinc ion transmembrane transporter activity. NCBI's taxonomy places the organism in Eukaryota, Viridiplantae, Streptophyta, Magnoliopsida, Brassicales, Brassicaceae.
AUGAUGACGACUAAGAACUUGAAACUCUUACUCUUCUUCGUAUCCAUCUCUCUCCUCCUCAUCGCGGUCGUCAACGCAGCCGAAGGCCAUUCACAUGGCGGACCGCAAUGCGAAUGCUCACACAAAGACGACGAAGAAAACAAAGCGGGAGCUCGAAAGUACAAGAUCGCCGCAAUUCCUUCCGUUCUAGUUGCCGGCGUACUCGGAGUUCUUUUCCCUUUGUUAGGCAAAGUCUUCCCUUCUUUGCGUCCCGAAACGUCUUUCUUCUUCCUCACGAAAGCUUUUGCCGCCGGAGUUAUCCUAGCAACCGGAUUUAUGCACGUCUUACCCGAGGCUUACACGAUGCUUAACUCACCUUGUCUCACGUCAGAAGCUUGGGAGUUUCCAUUCACAGGGUUUAUUGCCAUGAUCUCUGCUAUCUUGACCCUGUCCGUCGAUACAUUUGCCACUUCGAGUUUCUAUAAAUCUCACUGCAAAGCGUCCAAGACGAUCAUUGAUGGAGAAUCUGGCGAGCCUUCCGUCGACUCCGUCAAAGUCCAAGUUCUCCGGACUAGAAUUAUUGCACAGGUGUUGGAGUUGGGAAUAAUAGUACACUCAGUGGUAAUAGGAAUAUCACUCGGAGCUUCACAAAGCCCAGACGCUGCAAAAGCUCUCUUUAUUGCAUUAAUGUUCCAUCAGUGCUUCGAAGGCCUUGGCCUUGGUGGUUGUAUUGCUCAGGGAAAAUUCAAGUGUUUGUCAGUAACAAUAAUGUCGACGUUCUUCGCCAUAACGACACCAAUAGGUAUCGUUGUUGGUAUGGGCAUAGCUAAUUCGUAUGAUGAGUCUUCACCAACGGCUCUGAUCGUUCAAGGAGUAUUGAACGCAGCAUCAGCAGGUAUUCUCAUCUACAUGUCUCUGGUCGACCUCCUCGCAGCAGAUUUCAUGCACCCUAAGAUGCAAUCCAAUACUGGGCUUCAAAUUAUGGCCCAUAUUGCUCUCCUUCUUGGUGCUGGCCUCAUGUCUCUAUUGGCCAAAUGGGCUUAAUGAUAUUGUUCCUAAUUAUUCAUCUCUUUCAGUUUUGUUCAUAUGGCCUUUAAUGGCAAUCGUGUGAUUUGUUCUUUUUUUUUAUUUUUCUACUCGUUCAAUUUAUAUU